AUGCCCAACGACGGCAGCGGCAAUGCUCUAGCUGGGAAAGAAGCAACGCCCGUCACUUCUUCCUCGUCAUUGACAGGUGCCGUUCAUGGCCAUGGGCAAACAGAAGGUAGCCCGGGACCUUCAAUCAAUGAUGACGGCGAUGAAGAAGAGGAACAUGAGGGUGACGGUGAGAAUGACGUCCAAGAGUCCGAUGGAGAAGACAUCGAGUUCCGGGUUAGAGAUGAACCAAACACGGCCUCUGCUGAUGCAGGCACGAGCGCAAACACAGAUGCAAUGAACAGGCCAGAGCAGCAGCAUUCUCCAGCAACAACAGACUUUCCAGGCCCAAUCAACUCCGCUUACAACAUCCGCAACAACCACGCCAGGCGCCUCAACACAGAAGAAGAAAUCAAACUCUUCGAGCUCUGCAACAAGAACGCAGCCACAUUCGGCGAGCGCAGCAAACUCUGCGAAUGGUGGAAAAACAUCGCAGACGAAUUCGUCCGCACCUACGGCGGUCCAUAUUCCUGGCACUCUGUUCGACGCAAAGUCGACCUUGUCACCAAGCAGCGCAUCAAGUAUCUAGCUGACCUGAAAAAUGGCAUAAUUGCACAGGAUCAAGCCACGGAGCCGUGGCGCAAGGUUCUCGACGAAUGGAUCCCGACAUGGGAGAAUUUUGAGAAUGCAGAGAAGAGGCGGAUCGAAGUGCGAGAUGCGAAAGCUGCUACUAGGAAGAGAAAAGAGCCUCCUACUGCUGCCAGUGGCAGCAAUACUCCUACCGCUGCUACCGCUGCUACUGCUGCCGCUGCUGUCGCUACUCCGCCGGGUGUUAUUCCCUGGCAAGCAACUCCUCAACGAUGGGCACCAUAUAUGCCCCCUGGUCCGUAUGGACCGUUGGGUCCUUCUGCCCUCCAUCCUCCACCACAUAUGGGCCCUCCGCCACAACAUUAUCCGCAACAGCCAGGAUUGAAGAUGCCAGAAGGAUACGAAACGAUGUUCAGGGGUCCUCAUCCCACACAUCCAAUGGCAGGAGGACCAGGAGGGUUUCCGAGCUAUCCGCCUCCUCAUAUGAUGCCGCCUCCUACCCCUUCUUCUCCUUCUCCUGCUGGCCUUAUCCCAGCCAGCCAACCUGAUCAAACACCCUCUCAUCAGCAGCAGCAGCAGCAGCAACUCUCAACUUCCGAAUCAUCCCUAACAUCAGCCGUCCUCGAAACACUAGUAAAACUAAACAAGCACCUGGAGAAAUCCUCAGGCACCUCCUCAUCCCCAAUCAUUGCCGCCUUGACCGGUGGCGCUACCACUAACAACAACCACAACAAAGACGACAACCGACCAUCCGGAGACAAUAAGGCGGCAAACGCAGAAGCAGAAACCCUCGAAGAAUCCCGGUCCGAAACAGCACCCUCGUCCCCUUCACCUGCCACCAAUACCAAACCUCAAACCCUCUACCCAUUCUCCUCGUCAUCAUCAUCAACAAUAACAAUAACAACCGCCCAACUCACCGCGCUCAAAAACGAACUACGACAAGAAUUCCGUCAAGAAUUCCAGCUUCAACUCGAAAAGGUGCGCGAGUCUUUCACGUCGAAACUGGACUCGUUGGAACAAGCGCAGGAGAUGAUUCUGGAUAUGCUGAGACAGGAACCGGGGAGGGAGGAGGUGCGGUCGUUGUCGUCUUGA
This is a messenger RNA of Talaromyces atroroseus, 1656 nucleotides long. RefSeq lists its product as hypothetical. The transcript has a single exon. The record is from RefSeq and is a predicted model, not a curated record. NCBI's taxonomy places the organism in Eukaryota, Fungi, Ascomycota, Eurotiomycetes, Eurotiales, Trichocomaceae. The coding region runs from base 1 to 1656 and encodes 551 amino acids.